AUGGCUCAGCAGCCAUCGACACCUGUCAAGGUGCCCUCAUCGGCGGCCAACCACACACCAGCAACGCUGGAUCCGGAUCUGCGGUCGCAGAUUAACACUGUCCUCCUGCGUGACGGUCACGUUGCCAAAAUCCAGGAAGCCCUCCUCCACACCCUCAACUCACACUCCUCCAACUGGCCCACCGCCGUCCAAUCCCACGCCAUCGCCCUGCUCCGUUCCGGCGAGGAAACGACCUACCCCGGCCUCCUCAAGCGCGUCCUCGAAGACGUUCGCGCCGACUCGACCUCGUCCUUUUCCGCUUUCCCCUCUACCACUGCCGCCUCCUCCAAAAAUGGCGCCAAGGCCCCCAACGGCGGCCUAGCCAAGAAACCCAACGGCAUUGACGCCGGCACCGACAGACCCAACCUCGCGCUGCCCGAGGACGUCGUCGAAGAGGCCCUGCGCGCCACGAAGGAGAGUCUCCUCGCCGUCUGCGAGAUUGAAGACGGCGGCAGCUGA
This is a messenger RNA of Drechmeria coniospora, 498 nucleotides long. RefSeq lists its product as uncharacterized. The transcript is spliced from 2 exons. Bases 1 to 498 code for a protein of 165 amino acids. The record is from RefSeq and is a predicted model, not a curated record. NCBI's taxonomy places the organism in Eukaryota, Fungi, Ascomycota, Sordariomycetes, Hypocreales, Ophiocordycipitaceae.